Molecule: messenger RNA, 1650 nt
Organism: Ogataea haglerorum
Lineage: Eukaryota; Fungi; Ascomycota; Pichiomycetes; Pichiales; Pichiaceae
Exons: 1
Coding region: 1-1650 (549 amino acids)
Cellular component (GO): nucleus
Molecular function (GO): nucleic acid binding; ATP binding
Source: RefSeq, a predicted model, not a curated record
AUGUCCAAAGUCAGUCGUAAAAGACCCUUCGAAGAUGAAGGGGCCGAUCCUCACUCGUCGGUGUUUGAACGAUACAGCAGAACCAUGGAUUUGCAAGACAAAAUUGCCGAACAGUACCCGGACAACGACGAGCCAGAACCGAUGGAAACGGAAAGAGACGUUGCACCGCUUCCGCAGCCCAAGCUGCCCCGAGACAAGUCCCUAUACUCACAGGAGCAAAAGAACAAGAACCUUAACUGGCUUUCUACUCCUGAGUAUCACAAUACUACCCAAACGAAGCCAUUCAAGGAUUUUGAGCCUGCGCUGGAUCCGGUGAUAAUUUCCAAUCUCGAGACCAAGUUUGGCAUAACUUCUGCCUUUUCUGUGCAGAUCAACGUGAUAGAAUCUCUUUUGAAAGACAUCCGCGCCAAUACGAUUGACCCGACCCCUUUUGGCGACUAUCUGGUCAAUGCAUCGACAGGUUCAGGUAAAACUCUAGCAUAUCUGAUUCCUAUAGUACAAAGCUUAAUUGGUCGAGUUGUUCCUCGUUUAAGAUGCAUAAUUUUGGCUCCAACGAAGCCGUUGAUUACACAGGUGUACUCUAACAUAUUACAGCUGACAAAAGGACUUGAUAUCAACGCUUUAGCUUUGCGUAGCGACGUGGGUGUCAAAGAAGAAGCGAAGAAACUAGCAGCUGUCAAGCCAGAUAUCGUUGUUUCCACGCCAGGUCGCCUGGUUGAGCAUCUGCUGAACGGCAUGGACCUUUCACAGCUCCGAUUUUUGGUGGUUGAUGAGGCAGAUCGGCUGCUGAACCAGUCAUUUCAAAACUGGUGCGACACUCUGAUUGCCAGAUUGGAGAAGGACCAGAAAUUUGGUGCAGGCGAAGACUUUUACAACAGCUACACUGUGAAAUGUAGCAAACUGAUUUUCAGUGCGACCUUGACGACAGAUUCGGAAAAGCUGUUUCAUCUUAAACUUUUCAAGCCUAAAUUGGUCGUGAUCAACAACGCAGAACAGCUGGUGAACGAGCUGUACCAGAUCCCGCCAAAUCUUGAUGAGAAAUAUGUGCGGGUCAACGAAAAGCUGUCAUUUUUCAAGCCGAUGGUGUUACUCCGCUUCUUGGAACGGCCAGAGUACGCUUCUCACGGACUUGUGUUUACCAAAUCUAAUGAGUCGGCAAUAAGACUUGCCCGCCUGCUUACGCUCUUAAGUGGGAAGCUGGGACUGGGUUUGGAUAUAAUGUCCGUCAACUAUAGCCUAAAAUCGCACGAGAGGGCUAAGAUCCUCAAAAAGUUCCACGAGGAGGGCGGUAUUUUGAUUGCUACCGAUCUCAUUGCGCGCGGAAUGAACAUCGAAUCAAUCAAAUUUGUUCUGAAUUACGAUCUUCCUCUUUCAACCAAGGAGUACAUUCACAGAGUUGGCAGAACAGCCCGUGCAAAUAGGCAUGGAACUGCUGUGACGCUCUGUUUUGGGGAUGGGGAUUUCCGAUGGUUUAAACGUCUGGUCUACUCGGGUGGAGUCAUUAAUAGAAACGGCAAGGAUAUCGAGGAGGUUAAGGUGGUGAGAGACACAGACGAAAAAACAGACUCCGAUUUUGUGCUUGAGCUUGAUAAGGAUGUCUACAACGAGUGUCUGGACGAGCUCGAGAAAGAAAUUAGAAAUAGCAAGUAA